This is a messenger RNA of Lepus europaeus (European hare), 4016 nucleotides long. It is a transcript of the gene PTK2B, whose product is annotated as protein tyrosine kinase 2 beta. NCBI's taxonomy places the organism in Eukaryota, Metazoa, Chordata, Mammalia, Lagomorpha, Leporidae. The coding region runs from base 179 to 3211 and encodes 1010 amino acids. Gene Ontology annotation, cellular component: focal adhesion; cytoskeleton. Gene Ontology annotation, biological process: protein phosphorylation; signal complex assembly. The transcript is spliced from 31 exons. Gene Ontology annotation, molecular function: protein tyrosine kinase activity; ATP binding. The record is from RefSeq and is a predicted model, not a curated record.
AACACCAACCUGUCAGCCCUCUCGCUCAGCCACGGCCGCGGGCCGCCACGCACCCUACCUGCCGCUGCCCCCGACGCACCUGGACCUGCCACAGCCCCCGGCGCACCUGGAGCCGUCGCUGAAGCCCGCGCCUCCCUUCCUGUCUGCGAUGUUCCGGUCCUAGCUGCCGUCUGAGAGGAUGUCUGGGGUGUCUGAGCCCCUGAGUCGAGUAAAGGUGGGCACGUUACGCCGGCCUGAAGGGCCCCCAGAACCCAUGGUGGUGGUCCCAGUCGACGUGGAAAAGGAAGACGUGCGUAUCCUUAAAGUGUGCUUCUAUAGCAACAGCUUCAAUCCUGGGAAGAACUUCAAGCUGGUCAAAUGCACUGUACAGACCGAGAUCCGGGAGAUCAUCACCUCCAUCCUGCUGAGCGGGCGGAUCGGGCCCAACAUCCAGCUGGCUGAGUGCUAUGGGCUAAGACUGAAGCACAUGAAAUCAGACGAGGUCCACUGGCUGCACCCACAGAUGACGGUGGGUGAGGUGCAGGACAAGUAUGAGUGUCUACACGUGGAAGCCGAGUGGAGGUAUGACCUUCAAAUCCGCUACCUGCCAGAGGACUUCAUGGAGAGCCUGAAAGAAGACAGGACCACGCUGCUGUAUUUUUACCAACAGCUCCGGAAUGACUACAUGCAACGCUACGCCAGCAAGGUCAGCGAGGGCAUGGCCCUGCAGCUGGGCUGUCUGGAGCUCAGGCGGUUCUUCAAGGACAUGCCACACAAUGCCCUGGACAAGAAGUCCAACUUCGAGCUCCUGGAAAAGGAAGUGGGCCUGGACCUGUUUUUCCCCAAGCAGAUGCAGGAGAACUUAAAGCCCCGGCAGUUCCGGAAGAUGAUCCAGCAGACGUUCCAGCAGUACGCCUCGCUCAGGGAGGAGGAGUGUGUCAUGAAGUUCUUCAACACCCUGGCCGGCUUCGCCAGCAUCGACCAGGAGACCUACCGCUGUGAACUCAUUCAAGGGUGGAACAUUACUGUGGACCUGGUCAUUGGCCCUAAGGGCAUCCGCCAGCUGACAAGUCAGGACACAAAGCCCACCUGCCUGGCCGAGUUCAAGCAGAUCAAGUCCAUCAGAUGCCUCCCGCUGGAGGAGGGCCAGGCGGUUCUGCAGUUGGGCAUUGAAGGUGCCCCCCAGUGCUUGUCCAUCAAAACCUCAUCUCCAGCAGAGGCUGAGAACAUGGCUGACCUCAUAGAUGGCUACUGCCGGCUGCAGGGGGAACACAAGGGCUCCCUCAUCGUCCAUCCCAAGAAAGAUGGUGAGAAGCGGAACAGCCUGCCGCAGAUCCCCAUGCUAAACCUGGAAGCCCGGCGCUCCCACCUCUCCGAAAGCUGCAGCAUAGAGUCUGACAUCUACGCUGAGAUUCCGGAUGACACUCUGCGAAGGUCGGGAGGCCCACAGUACGGCAUCAGCCGCGAAGACGUGGUUCUGAACCGUAUUCUCGGUGAAGGCUUCUUCGGAGAGGUCUAUGAAGGGGUCUACACCAAUCACAAAGGGGAGAAAAUCAACGUGGCUGUGAAGACCUGCAAGAAGGACUGCACCCUGGACAACAAGGAGAAGUUCAUGAGCGAGGCAGUGAUCAUGAAGAACCUCGACCACCCGCACAUCGUGAAGCUGAUGGGCAUCAUCGAGGAGGAGCCCACCUGGAUCAUCAUGGAGCUGUACCCCUACGGGGAGCUGGGCCACUACCUGGAGCGAAACAAGAACUCCCUGAAGGUGCUCACCCUCGUCCUGUACUCGCUGCAGAUAUGCAAGGCCAUGGCCUACCUGGAGAGCAUCAACUGCGUGCACAGGGACAUCGCCGUCCGGAACAUCCUGGUGGCCUCCCCCGAGUGUGUGAAGCUGGGGGACUUCGGCCUCUCUCGGUACAUUGAGGAUGAGGAGUAUUACAAAGCCUCUGUGACGCGCCUGCCCAUCAAAUGGAUGUCCCCCGAGUCCAUCAAUUUCCGCCGCUUCACCACGGCCAGCGACGUCUGGAUGUUCGCCGUGUGCAUGUGGGAGAUCCUGAGCUUUGGGAAGCAGCCCUUCUUCUGGCUGGAGAACAAGGAUGUCAUCGGAGUGCUCGAGAAAGGGGACCGGCUGCCCAAACCUGACCUCUGCCCACCCAUCCUUUAUACCCUCAUGACCCGCUGCUGGGACUACGACCCCAGUGACCGGCCUCGCUUCACCGAGCUCGUGUGCAGCCUCAGUGACAUUUAUCAGAUGGAGAAGGACAUUGCUCUAGAGCAGGAGAGGAACGCUCGCUACCGACCUCCCAAAAUCUUGGAACCCACAGGCUUCCAGGAGCCCCCACCAAAGCCCAGCCGGCCCAAGUACAGACCCCCUCCCCAAACCAACCUCCUGGCUCCCAAGCUGCAGUUCCAGGUCCCCGAGGGUCUGUGUGCCAGCUCUCCCACGCUCACCAGCCCUAUGGAGUACCCAUCUCCUGUUAACUCGCUGCACACCCCGCCUCUGCACCGGCACAAUGUCUUCAAGCGCCACAGCAUGCGGGAGGAGGACUUCAUCCGACCCAGCAGCCGAGAAGAAGCCCAGCAGCUAUGGGAGGCUGAGAAGGUCAAGAUGCGGCAGAUCCUGGACAAGCAGCAGAAGCAGAUGGCGGAAGACUACCAGUGGCUGAGGCAGGAGGAGAAGUCCUUGGACCCCAUGGUCUACAUGAACGAUAAGUCCCCACUGACCCCAGAGAAGGAGGCCGGUUACACGGAGUUCACGGCGCCCCCACAGAAGCCCCCAAGGCUGGGUGCGCAGUCCAUCCAGCCCACGGCCAACCUGGACCGGACCGAUGACUUGGUGUACCUCAAUGUCAUGGAGCUGGUACGGGCCGUGCUGGACCUCAAGAACGAGCUGUGCCAGCUGCCCCCCGAGGGCUACGUGGUGGUGGUGAAGAACGUGGGGCUGACCCUGCGGAAGCUCAUCGGGAGUGUGGACGACCUCCUGCCCUCCUUGCCGUCAUCCUCGCGGACAGAGAUCGAAGGGACCCAGAAGCUGCUCAACAAAGACCUGGCAGAGCUCAUCAACAAGAUGCGGCUGGCCCAGCAGAAUGCCGUGACCUCCCUGAGUGAGGAGUGCAAGCGCCAGAUGCUCACGGCUUCCCACACCUUGGCCGUGGACGCCAAGAACCUGCUCGAUGCUGUGGACCAGGCCAAGGUUCUGGCCAACCUAGCCCAUCCGCCUGCAAGUGACUGAGAGUGCGGCCACCUGCCUACGCCCUCUGCCCCCAGCCUGUCGUGUACUCCCUGCCUUGCCUUUGGUCACGUGGGUCUUCUCGGAGGAAGGCCAAGGGGAGUCCUUCCCUUACCAUUUGCACGACCUCCCUUCCCCACCCCACACACCGCUGCUCGGGCUGCAGCUGGCCAGAGGGGACUUUGGGAAUGGACAUAGGGUAGGGGUGACACAGAAGUCUCAGAGGGGCCGUGGCUGUCACCCAGCCACUCCCUCCCUACCCCAGCCUAACGGCUGGAGCCUCGUAGGGAGUCACAUGGUGCCCCCUGCAGCCAAGAUGGUGUACUGCAUGGACACGGCAGGCCCACUGGAAGCCAGCUCUUCUUUCUCCUUCCUCUCCAGCCCUCUGAGGUCCCCUGAUGCUCAGAGGGGUUGGGAGGGGCUUCAUUUUGGAGGUGGAGUCACGGCCAGAUAGGGGAUGGACCUGGCUUUCUUGUACAGUGUAUAUUGGAAUUUAUUUAAUGUGAGUUUGGCCUGAACUGACAGCCGUGUGCCCUCCUGGGGGAGGAUCUGGGACAGAGUCCAGGAGCAAGCUAAUUGGGAAUCUGGGCUCAGGACGCCAUGCUGUCAGCAAACCCAGUGUCAGGGAAAAAAUGAGAGAUGGAGACCAAAAUAGGACUUGGGGCCGCAAUCUGCUCUCUUCCUGCUGCCCCUUCCUCUUCCUCCUCUCCUUUUCCCAUCCUCCCGCCCCUUUUCUUACUCCCCCCCCCCGCCCCCCGCCACGUGUUUGUGUAGAACACUCUUUUAUCUUCUUUCUAUCUGACUUGUG